CUCUUCUACCGUCUUCGUCCUCUCUCCUUUUCCUUUGCAUCUCGGCAUCUCCCUCACUGUUUGUAUAUACUCGCCGACUUCUUCUUAGCUCUUACCUCUCCGCCCGUCGCAAUCUCCUUCUCCGGCGGAGGAAGCGACGGCGAUCUGCAAACUCCACUCCCCCACUAUCUUUCGAAUCUUCUUCUGCUCUUGUCCAUCUCUCCUCCACUCGGAACCCUAACCCUAGCUUGCUUCCCCUCUUCAAAACCUCACAAUUGCCGCCGAAACCCUUGCUCAUACCCCGCCCUAGUUUGCAGCCGGAUCAUCGCUCUCCCCUGUCGCCACUUUGACCAUCCUAUUCGCGCGGCUUGCUGCACCGGAUCUGAUCGGACGUCUCCGAUCUGAAGAAUGGAAGUCAAGGAUUCGUCGGAUUCUUCAUCAGCCACAACGGCCUUGGCCGGGAGCAAGGAUGGGCUUGCGAACGACGAAGGGAAUCUCUCCGAUGCCGAAGGGCUGGCCAAGGAAGCUGCUUUCCUAUUCCAGAACCGGCGGUUCGAGGAGUGCGUCGAUGUAUUGAACCAUCUCCUUGAAAAAAAGAAGGGUGAUGCAAAGGUUCUUCAUAAUAUUGCUGUUGCAGAAUACUUGCGAGAAGGUUUCACUGAUCCUAGGAAUCUUCUUGAUGCAUUAAACAAGCUUAAAGAGCAAAGUGAAAAGCUUGCUCAUUCUUGUGGGGAACAGAUUGAGUCUGAGAAUAGCAGUGGAAGUGAUAUGGUUCCAGGGUCUAAAUCAAAUAGUGCUUCAAUUCAUCAAAGUUCUGCUAUAAAUAGCAGCAGAGUUGUCUAUGCCCAAGAUUUUGACACUUCAGUAACGUUGCUAAACAUUGCAAUCAUCCUCUACCAUAUCCAUGAGUAUUCACAGUCAUUAUCUGUUCUCGAAAAGCUGUACCAGAAUAUUGAGCCAAUUGAAGAGCAAAUAGCUCUUCGUGUGUGUCUUCUUUUACUGGACGUGGCAUUAGUUUGUGAAGAUGUUUCAAAAGCUGCAGGUGUCAUUCAGUAUCUGGAAAAAUCUUUUGGUAUUACUCAUGCGGUAGGACAAGUAGAUAGUGGUUGCAGCACCCAACAACAGUCUAACCAAGGGAUGAAAAUUGCAAUUACAAGCAGUGUCACUGCUCCAGAUGUCUCUACUACAGAUUCAAGUGGCAAUGGGAAUUCUUCUGAUAAUGCUUUGGGAAGAACUUUAACUGACGAGACACUAGAAUAUGAGACCUUAUAUUCAACAUUGGAUACUGUUAGUGAGAAAUUGGAGAGACCCAUUUCAAAUGAUAAUUUGAAGUUAUCGCCUGAUCAAGAAGCUUCUUCUAUUGACCUUAAGCUAAAUUUGCAUCUUUACAAGGUCCGACUAAUGCUACUUGCAAGGAACCUGAAGGCUGCAAAGCGUGAAAUCAAGCUUGCCAUGAACAUAGCACGUUUUGGAGAUUCAUCAACAGCACUUCUUUUGAAGUCUCAGUUGGAGUAUGCUCGUGGCAACCAUCGGAAAGCCAUAAAACUUUUGAUGACAACAUCCAAUAACAGGUCUGAUCAAGGAAUACUUUGUAUGUUCAACAACAAUAUGGGAUGCAUAUACCAACAGCUUGGCAAACAUCACAUUUCAACUUUGUUUUUCUCCAAGGCUUUGAAAUGUAGCACCUCUCUUCGAUCAGAGAAACCUCUGAAACUUUCCUCCUUGUCUCAAGAAAAGUCACUAUUUAUACUAUAUAAUUGUGGUUUGCAAUACCUACAUUGUGGAAAACCGGUGGUUGCAGCUCAAUGUUUUGAUAAAUCCAAGCCCAUAUUUUAUUCAAGACCCAUUAUAUGGCUUCGGUUUGCUGAAUGCUGCUUGUCAGCACUGGAGAAAGGUCUUCUAGGAAAAAGUGAUUUUUCAUCAUCAGAGGGUGACGUGGUUAAGGUUCAUGUAGUUGGAUCAGGCAAGUGGAGACACUUGGUGAUUGAUGAUUUGAGUUUGACAAACAGAUAUCACAAGUGCUUGGGAGAGGAUGCUGUAGUUAUUCCUGAUGGAAAACUUAGACUUUCAGUCCCUUUUGCUCGCCGAUGUUUACUCAAUGCUCUGUAUUUGUUGGAUUAUGCUGAAAAUUUACAGUCAAGUGCAUCUCUAUCGAGUAAAGAAGAGACCAACCAAUCAGCCUCUGCAAGUGCCAAGAGCUUGAGCCAGAAGAACACAGUGACAAGUGAUUCUAAGGCUUUUAAUGCAACAUCUGCUUCCAUGCCUUCUACUAAUGGUGAACUUAAAGAAACCAAGGGAGGUACGCUCUCAAGUAUGACAUUACAAAGUUCUAUUUCUUUGCAUGAGGAAAUGCGUAGAAAGGAAAACAACAUGAUAAGACAGGCUGUCCUGGCCAAUCUAGCAUAUCUAGAGUUGAGUUUAGGAAAUCCAGUGAGAGCACUAUCUGCAGCAAAAGAAAUUCUGCAAUUGCCAGACUGUUCCAAAAUGUACACAUUUCUGGGUCAUGUAUAUGCUGCAGAAGCACUUUGUUAUCUGGACCGAGUUGGAGAAGCACUUGAGCAUUUGUCCAUUUAUGUUUCAGAGACGAACGAUGUCCAAUUACCUUACAGUGAUGAAGACAUGGAGAAGUGGCGAAUAGAUAAGAGUGGGGAUGCAUAUGAGUUUGCUGGUACACAAAAUGCGAAAAGUAGUGAAGUCCAAGGCAUAAUCUUUCAGAAGCCUGAAGUGGCUCGCGGAGCACUGUAUGUAAAUCUUGCAGCAUUGUCUGCGAUACAGGGAAAUGCAGAACAAGCUGAUAUGUUUGUGAACAAAGCCCUGAGUGUGCUACCUGACAAUCCUAGAGCUGUGCUUGGUGGCAUCUAUGUCGACCUCCUACUGAGGAGAACACAAAAUGCUGUAGUUAAGUUGAGACAGUGUAGACAUGUCAGAUUCUUUCCUGCUCAUCUAACGAGCAGCUCGUGAUUGUACCAAUCCUUAGUUUGAUUUACAUUACCCUAAUCCUAAUGGAACUUUUGUUAGA
Molecule: messenger RNA, 2998 nt
Organism: Zingiber officinale
Lineage: Eukaryota; Viridiplantae; Streptophyta; Magnoliopsida; Zingiberales; Zingiberaceae
Product: CCR4-NOT transcription complex subunit 10-like
Exons: 6
Coding region: 388-2940 (850 amino acids)
Biological process (GO): negative regulation of translation; mRNA catabolic process
Cellular component (GO): CCR4-NOT complex
Molecular function (GO): protein binding
Source: RefSeq, a predicted model, not a curated record